Molecule: messenger RNA, 969 nt
Organism: Phragmites australis (common reed)
Lineage: Eukaryota; Viridiplantae; Streptophyta; Magnoliopsida; Poales; Poaceae
Product: subtilisin-like protease 1
Exons: 1
Coding region: 1-969 (322 amino acids)
Biological process (GO): proteolysis
Molecular function (GO): serine-type endopeptidase activity
Source: RefSeq, a predicted model, not a curated record
AUGGAUCCAACAAAAGUUGCUCUCCUGUUCAUGUUCUCUUCUGUGAUGCUUGCAGCCUCUGCAAUGCGCGAGGCCGACAAGCUCAAAAGAUACCAUGCCACCGUGCGAGAGCCAGGCGGCAUGGAAGCCGCCGGAGAACCAGUUGCCGAUACUGCGGGUGAGAAGACGGACAUGAUCAUAACGUCCGGCGAACAGAAGCUGCCACAAUUGCAGGGAGUGCGGUACCACGCAUUGUGGAACAUGAGCAACAUGGGUGAUGGGUUCAUCAUCGGGGUCCUCGACGACGGCAUCGACGCGGGGCACCCGUCGUUCGGUGACGAGGAGAUGCCGCCACCUCCCGCCAAGUCGCGGAGCCGGUGCAAGUACCCCGGCGUGGCGGCGUGCACCAACAAGCUCAUUGGCGCAAGGGCGUUCACGCGGCACCAACCUCCCGGCUUGGCGCUGGCGGGCACGCACGGGACGCACGCAUCGAGCGUCGCGGCCGGCGCGUUCGUGCACCGUGCAGACGGCGGAGAGCCUGGUGACGUGGUGUCAGGCGCCGCGCCACGCGCGCACCUCAUGUUCUACCAGGUGUGCAUGGCACAGGGAUGCUUGAGGGGCCCGAUCAUGCACGCCGUCGAGACGGCGCUGGCCGACGGGGUCGACAUACUCUCCUUGUCGCUCUGGGACGACGAAGGCCGAGGGUUUGACAAGGACCCGGUCGUCACGGCCAUGUUCUCGGCUGUCAUGAAGGGUGUAUUCGUCUGCGCCACGGCUGGCAACAAGGGCCCGGCGCCGGGGUCAGUCACGAACGACGCCCCCUGGAUACUCACAGUCGGUGCAAGCUCACAGAGCUCUCCUCGCUCGACCACCGUCGCGGCGUUCUCCUCGCGAGGCCCGAGCCGAAACAACGGUGGCGUGCUGAAGCCAGACAUCGUGGGUCCAGGGGUGGACAUCCUCGGGGCGGUGCCACGGUCGACGCACGGAUGA